This is a messenger RNA of Diuraphis noxia (Russian wheat aphid), 585 nucleotides long. RefSeq lists its product as uncharacterized. The record is from RefSeq and is a predicted model, not a curated record. NCBI's taxonomy places the organism in Eukaryota, Metazoa, Arthropoda, Insecta, Hemiptera, Aphididae.
AUGGAUUCAAAUGAAACCUUCCACGGUAAAGAUUCUAGUAAGACUAUUAUUUUGUGGAAAAAUGAAAUUCCUCUGGAAAAGUGUGCGUCUGUAUCAUUGCUCGAAAACCUCUACCAACAUGAUGGUCAUUUAUGCAAAGUACCCACCGGAAUAAGUGAACACUUUUCAAAUUCGGUAAUAAAAACCUGCGAAAAUUUCGUGAAUGGAGUGAUUGCAUAUUCCAAACAAGCGGUGCAGUGCUACUUACGAAGAAAUAAAUUAGAAUAUUCCAAUCCAGCAGACUAUAACAGUGAAAAUAUAAUGAUUAAUAUGAACGCCGUACAAGCRUGCAAAGACGGGGCUAACUUAGAUUCCAAUAAUUAUUCAUUAUUUUCUAACCCGAGUUGGCUCAACGAAAACGGAAUUUUCGACGACCAAGUAGCAAUAACAAAUAUUUGCUGUUAUAUAAAACAGCAUUGGAACUUGGAAAUAAAGUACUUAUACACUGUUGAGAAGUCAUCAUUAAAAAUGUGUGACAUUUCUUGUCACGGUUACAAGGUACCCAUCGCCGACAACAAGAUGUGUCAGCUAGAUGACUACAAUUAG